CCUCUGCCUUGCUAGCAGGGUAAUACGCGGACAGUGGCCGAUCCGACCCGCUCAUCAUGUGGCGAAGGCUUGUAGCCAGGACUUGGAGCGUUUGCCUGGAGCACUUCGGGGCUCUGAGCCACCCCUUUGGGCGGGUCUCCCUCAGAGGGUGCAAUAGGAGAGGAGUGGUGACGGUCUCGGUCUCCCCCGCCGCAGGUCUGGCCGAUCAGCCGGCGAGGAUUACGGUGUGGGGACUCGAGCCUUUGCAAGAAGUGACUCUUCGGGCGCUGGUGGUGAGUGAGCAGGGCAGCCUUUUUGAUUCCUGCGCCCACUACCAAGCAGAUAAACGAGGAGAGGUAGACCUGUCCAAAGAUGCCUCUAAGGGAGGCGACUACAUUGGCUUUGAGCCCAUGGGGCUGUUCUGGAGCCUCUCCCCUGCCGCGAUGGAGAAGCCCUACCAAAGGCUCGAACCCUCGAACGUGGAGAAGGCGCCCAUAACAGUGGACUUGUCUGUGCACCGCGGUUACAGCCAGCCCGGUGCUAUCCCUGGAGAGGUGCUUGCCAAAACGAGCGUCGAGAGGUGGUUCAGUCUUCCCAAAAUGAGGAAGGUUAGACUGAAGGAAGGUGUGGUGAGAGGCAGCCUGUUCCUCCCCCCAGGAGAUGGACCUUUCCCAGGAGUGAUAGACAUGUUUGGUGAUGAAGGUGGGUUAAUUGAAUUCCGAUCCAGCCUUCUGGCUACUCAUGGCUUUGCUGCUCUUUCUCUGCCAUACUUUAAUUUUGAGGAUCUCCCCAAGGUCAUGGAGGAUUUCCACCUUGAGUACUUUGAAGAAGCAGCCAGAUUUCUGCUGCGUCACCCAAAGGUUAGAGGGCCAGGAAUUGGUGUUGUUGGAACUGGGAAAGGAGCAGAACUGGCAGCUUCAAUGAUGACCUUCUUACAAGAAGUGGUGGCUGCUGUCUGCAUUUCUGGCUGCAGUUCCAUCACAGCCAGUGCUGUUCAUUAUGGCAAUCUGACUCUGCCUGCACUUAGCUUUAAUAUGAGCAGGGUCCGUAUUUUGGAGAAUGGUGUGCUCGAUAUUUAUGAAGCCUUGGAUGAUCCAACAGACCCAGCUAACUCAUGCUGCCGCAUCCCCAUAGAGAAAGCAGAGGGACAGUUUCUUUUUGUGGUAGGGGAGGAUGAUCGCGUUUGGAAGAGUUCUUUGUAUGCUGAGAUAGCCAUUGCAUAUUUACGCCAGCAUGGGAAGGACAACUGUAAACUCUUGAGUUACACUGGAGCAGGCCAUCGAAUUAAUCCAUCUUUUUCUCCAGUUUGCCUGAUAGCCUUGGACCGUGUUCUAGGGGUGCCUAUUCUGGGUGGUGGAGAGAGCAGAGCUCAUGCCCAUGCCCAAGAACAUUCCUGGGGCAAGAUUCUUGAGUUUCUGCACUUCCACUUGAGAUGAGAAGCACAAUAAAAUAAUUGAACCCUGAGAGAAGAUGGGAGAAAAUAAUCCAAAAGCUACUAAAAUCUGACUCAGACACUGAAAAAGAACAAUGGAAAGAGCUAGAAUAUGCUGUGUAUGUAUAGCCUCGUUAAAUAGCCAUCGAAGUGUGUGUCAAGAUUGUUUAUUCAGUGUGGAAUGGCUAGAGGAAUUUUGAAGCACUGAAUGGAAAACAUGGAAGAUGAAAACACACGUGUGGUAUAUGAAUGCAUGUUUCUCGGUAUAGAAAUUGGUUGUGACUGUUGAACCAUAGACCUUAGUUAAUGCAUCUGAAACUGCAAAUCUUGGUCAACAUCUAAAAAAUUAAAGGUGGAACUGCAGCAAACAGCAGCAAACAGUCAGAAAAGAGGAAACAAUUAGUGUACUCUUCAACUCCAGCUAUAGACCUCAGCCAUUUUGCAGUCUCUAAUCCUAAAUAUGACUGUUUUUUCUUCUCUAAAAAUUGUAUUUCUUGAAUAUGCUAUUCCUAGCAAACACAGCCAGUGUCACUAUUUAAAGAAAGAGCUAAAGGACUAUUUAAACUGUAUGGACAGAAAAAUGUGGGAGCCAUCCACAGCUUGACCUUAAAUGAAAAGCCAUUAUAGGUCUUGAUUCCCUAUUCCCAGAGCAGCUUUGCUCUAUGCCUGGUAUCUCCUUUGCUGAAAGCACUGAAAAAGAGGGCAACAAACAGAAUUUAAACAGAGAAAUGCCAAGACUACUGUGGAACUCUACGCCUUUGUUUUAAACUUAAUUUUGCAUCCACCAAAAAAAGCAGUGAACUCUGCAAACGUUCAGCUCUGGCUCCAAGUGCCAUAGGGGAAGGAUUACCAUUUGUCAUGCAGUCCAUGAGCUAUACACAUCCUGUGCUUAAUUUUUUUGUGGCUGUCAGUAUCUGGCUCUGCAGGUGCUAUGGAACUAAUCUCAUCUCUAAGCCAAUCUUCCUGGGAAAAGUUUCUUAAUUCUACUUUUUGUGUGUGCUCACAUGCUCAAGAAUGGAAGAGAGGCAGAGAAGAGAUAGAGUGGCAGAGAACAAUAAAGACUUAUGCAAUUCUUCAGUGGUUUAAGCUCUGCCCAUUUUCAGUUAUGACUCCACCACCACAGUUGACUUUUGUCAUGCAUUCGUAGCUCUUCACAGGAACGAUUCCUAACCUGUUGCGUUCAUAAAAGGAAUUUAUCAAAAUUGGACAUUCUCAUCCCUCUUACUGGGAGUAUUUCUUCCUUAUGAUGGCAUAUUUAACUGUUGAAUUUUUAUUACCAUUAGCAAUAUUUCAUUACAUCCUGUUCUACUUUUGUUCUUGGAUUACCUGUUUUAAGCCAACAAUGACUCUUGGAUUUAACUAGGAUUUUCACACUAUUUUCCUUUCAAUCUGCUAUUACUCCCAAGUUCUAGUAUGGCACCUUGACCAGAUUUUGACAGUGCAGGCACACUCGACUUUAGCUUUUCACCUUUUUCUGAGGAAAGUGACAGGAAGAGCCCUAAAAAUGCUGAGCUAGAUUUAGCAACCAAGUAUGUCUGGAAGAGUAUAAAUUGAAAUGUAUUUGGUCAGUGACUAGUGACUUCUACAGCAAUACAUUCUAGCAGAAUUUUAAGUAUGAGAGGACUUUUCCAUUUUCAUCCCCAAGGACCAUUUUUAUUUCUUUAACACUACAAACUGGAGAAAUGAAAAAAUGGAUUCUGCAAUAUGAAUAAAUAACAAAGAUUUUAGAUCUGGAAAGAUCAUUUUUAAAAAGAUUUUUUCAAGGGACUUUUUUUAUCUCUUAGUAAGACUCCUUCCCCCACCCCACCCCUCUCCUGUCCGUUUGCUGAUUGGCACUGUUGAGAAGGUAAUACAUUCAUGGUGAGAGCAAUCCUAGAAGUCCCUAGACAUUGUCUGAUAAUUCAGAUUCCCAGAUCCUUACUCUGAUCCUGCUCUAGACCACUCAUAGCUGGUGCAGAAAUAACUAUCUCAGUUGCCUCUGCGAAGUCAGGAACAUAACCUCAGGAGGGGCUAAAGGGGGGGGGGAAAGAGGAGACUGGGGCUGCCAGGAUAUGUGAUUUCCUGCUAAUGCCUCUCCAAGGUAGCCAAAACCAGCCAAGCUAAAAUGAGGUGCAGUGAGGUAGAGAGCACCUCUGCUACUCUUCUCACUUUGCAUGGAGGCUCUUAAGUUUCUGAGUUGGAGAGCUUAGGAUGUACCCUUCAUAAAACCUCCAUUUGUGGGCAUAAAAACACUUGUUUGUAGAUCGGUGUCAUGGUUUUGGAUUUUACGGUUUCAGAUAGUGAGUGUCAGUUCUUAAUGGCUUGGAGCAAUUCUUUUCAAAUGAUGUCGUGAAAAUGUGAUACUUGGCUAAUUUAUAAAAACACUAAGAUUGGGCAAAAAAGUACCCAUGUUUUGGUUAAUGUGCUUUUCCAGUUGCUACUAAUAAACUGCUUUUAUUGAUGGUUUUGA
This is a messenger RNA of Varanus komodoensis (Komodo dragon), 3860 nucleotides long. RefSeq names its product acyl-coenzyme A thioesterase 1-like. Lineage: Eukaryota; Metazoa; Chordata; Lepidosauria; Squamata; Varanidae. The record is from RefSeq and is a predicted model, not a curated record. Gene Ontology annotation, biological process: acyl-CoA metabolic process; fatty acid metabolic process. Gene Ontology annotation, molecular function: fatty acyl-CoA hydrolase activity. The transcript has 3 exons. The coding region runs from base 57 to 1415 and encodes 452 amino acids.